AAUCAGCGCGGCCCGCGGCGGCGCGGCCCCUCCCGGCCGGAGCGGCGGCCCGCGAGCUCCGCACUGCUCUGCGCUCUCGGCCCUGGACGGGGCGCACCGAGGGGCGCGCGGCUGCUGCGCUCUCCGGGAGUCUGGCGGCAGCUCCCGCCGCGCCCGCUUCGGGCUCGCCUUUAGAGAGACGUGAGAACUUUCUCUAGGAGCCGGCGGAGGCGCUGGGUUGCUCUCGGGGCUGCCCGCAGGGAGGAGGCACGUGUACAAUAACCAAAUUGUGGCUCUCACUCUUUUCAUCGAUCCAGUGGACGGCUUCUGAGUCUGAGAUCUGCUGCUGGAGUCUGGAGCCUGUGUCUCUUGGUUGGUGUUUGCUACUCUUUGUCACCUUGGCUUUCCUCCGUUUUCAGCCACCUGUGCAUAGGUCUUUUAAGCUAAUUUUUUGGAACUGCAGAAAUGGUUGAUCCUAGCCACAAACAGGAAUUUGGAGUUGCUCUGAACUAUACCCUGGAUUAAUUGUAUUUGAUUGGAACCAAAGCUUAAGACACAUCCAAGGAUGAAAAUCUAUGCUAAGUCUGUGUUGCUGUCACACUGGCUCUUUCUGGCCUAUGUGUUAAUGGUGUGCUGUAAGCUGAUGUCCGCCUCGAGCCAGCACCUCCGGGGACACCCAGGUCAACACCAAGUCAAACAAGGGACCUGUGAGGUGGUUGCCGUGCACAGAUGCUGUAACAAGAACCGCAUAGAAGAGCGAUCACAAACAGUAAAGUGUUCCUGUUUCCCAGGACAAGUUGCUGGCACCACUCGGGCUCAGCCUUCUUGUGUUGAAGCUUCCAUUGUGAUUCAGAAAUGGUGGUGUCACAUGAAUCCGUGUUUGGAAGGAGAGGAUUGUAAAGUGUUGCCAGAUUACUCAGGUUGGUCCUGUAGCAGUGGCAAUAAAGUCAAAACUACAAAGGUGACACGGUAGCAGAGGUUUGCUUCAAUUCCAGAGGAGUGACAGGAUGCAGAGCUCUCUUGUUUGGAUUACAGUCCUGUCCACGUUGUGGGAACCAGUCUUGGAUUUCAGCAACAUCACAUUUGCAUAUGUGUGCUGUAAAGUGGCGUUCACUUAACUGUCCCUGCCCUUUCUUAUUCAUGAUUUUGUUACAUUGAAUUAUAAACACAAUUGCCAAAUUGAUGCCCUAUCUGCAUUCCCAGGGAACAUACCUUCAAGACAACCUGGAUGAACAAUUCAGAGACUUUAAAAUGGAUUGCCGCUGAAGGAGAAUUUGUUUUCAAUUUCUUUCUGCUAUUACAAAGGGACAUGGAUAUUUGUUUCACCGGCUCCUCAUUCUGUUUGUUUCUCUUCUAAACUUUUCUGCUAGCCUUCGAAUUAACGUGGUUUGGGAGGGUGCUAAAUACCAAAACAUUUUGGAAAAACAUUUGCAAAUGUAGGUUAAUGAACUCUGAGUAAGGGGUGAAUAAAAAUUUAUAAUCCUUGAAGAAUAAAAAGACUCAUUGGGUGUUAUUGUAUGUGCAUUUAUACUUUUUCUUUCAAUGAUUUCAAAUUUGGUGUAUUAAAUUUCUUCAAUAGGUUAGCAGAAGUAAAAUGGAAGUUUUUUUAUGUUAGCACAUUAUUUCACUGAGUUCUAAGGAAGCAUAUCAACUCUUAAUAUUUUACAACCAAAGCUUAGUUAUGACAUAUCCACAAAAGAAAUAAAACCUGUUGGGAUUUUUUUAUGGCAUAUGCCUAGUUAUUUAGGUGAAUCACUUAAGAUAUAAAAGUCUUGUUUAGAUCAAGGAUGAGUUCUUGGAUCCAGUUUAUGUCAAUUAUAUUAAAAUAUUUUGUUUCCUCCCAGACAGAAGACUUGAAAUGCAGAAUCUUUAGGCUGUAGAUGAUUUAUUUUUAACUUUGAUCUUUCCCUACUUACUUAUUAGCCAUUUUCUUUAAAUGUAAGGGAAAUCAGAGUCAUUUAUUCUUUGGUUUAAUGAUUUUGCUGCUGACAUGUCUUCAAAAAUUCUGAGAUGCUGUUCUGUAGAAACAUUAUAGAUGAAAAGUAACUGAUUCAGAUUUUUAAAAUGUAUAAUGUUAUUAAAAUACACACAACUAUUAUAAUAUGGAUAGAUUUUUUUAUACUAAGAAAUGGCAAAAACAUAAUUUACCACUGUUAAUUAUUCUUGUCAUCUCAUUUCAUUUAAAAAUUGUGGGAGAAACUAAUAAUGUUGUUUAUACAAGUUAUAUUUUCUUCUUACCAAAGGAAUGGGAGGAGGCAGUAAUUUCUUGUUUGCUUAAUUUUGUUUGAAUUUGACUGACUUAAAUGCUUACCAGAAUUGUUACUCUCAUAUUAGAGUGUAAAAUUCAUUUUGCUGAUGGUGUGUUAAGUUUUGUAUUAUUUAAUGCCUUAAGACUUUGUAUUGACAUCUUAAACUCACAAAUUUUAAAUGCAAAUGUGAAGAGAAACAAAGUACCUUUUUAAAAAUAGCAUUCGAUUUUGGGAAUGUUUACUCUAUGACAAACUUGAUAUCUAUAUAUAGAUGGUUAUUUUGUUUCUUCUCCCAAUAAUUGUACACCAAAUAAGAUAAAAUAAAAAUGACACUGCUUCACCUUGA
Messenger RNA from Sorex araneus (European shrew), 2574 nucleotides. RefSeq names its product TAFA chemokine like family member 4 (gene TAFA4). NCBI's taxonomy places the organism in Eukaryota, Metazoa, Chordata, Mammalia, Eulipotyphla, Soricidae. The coding region runs from base 545 to 952 and encodes 135 amino acids. The record is from RefSeq and is a predicted model, not a curated record. Gene Ontology annotation, molecular function: receptor ligand activity. Gene Ontology annotation, biological process: macrophage chemotaxis; phagocytosis. The transcript has 7 exons.